Molecule: messenger RNA, 1894 nt
Organism: Leptopilina boulardi
Lineage: Eukaryota; Metazoa; Arthropoda; Insecta; Hymenoptera; Figitidae
Exons: 2
Coding region: 366-1466 (366 amino acids)
Source: RefSeq, a predicted model, not a curated record
UCGUCGUCACUGCUCGACUUCGAUUAAUCGAUUGUCGAUCUCUUGAUGCGUAUCGAUUCGAUACUUCUCGCGACUGAAAUAGCAGACGACAAAACCGCGUGUUAAGCGAAACAACGCCAACCGGCAGAUUGCUGCGAGCCAUAGGCGAAUAAGCAUAUAAUUGUUGCGAGUCGCGGACUUUGUCGCAAACUGUACGCGAAUCACAUUAAGUGAUAAUAAUUUGUUCUUUGUAUUAAUAAAUAUAAUAAUUGUGUUCCAUAAUCUUUCGUGCAUUUAAUUCAAAUCUGUUUUACGUCUUGUGUUUGCCAAAUCACUACAAAAGGGGAAUAUAUCCGUCGUAGAGAGCCAGCGCACUACGAUUCAAUAUGGAUUCAACGGUCAACAACACUGCCAAUUCACUCAAGCUUCCCGAGAUCCCAGUGAUCCAAAUCUCCGUGAUCUCUAACGAAGGCAAGCAGGUGGAGUUCUCUAACCGACCAUCAGGGCUCAUCGCGUUAUCCAAGACAGACUUUGAAAGCCUUGUAAGCUCGCGACAAGAGUUCUCUGAUCAAUUGAUGGAAGCUCAUAAAACCAUCAACGACCUCCGCGAUAAGCUUUCCGAAACCGAAGCGACUACGAACACUAAUGGCGUUCCCGACGUAGCAACACACUACAAGAUGCUCACUGAACUGCUGCAAGAGAAGCAGAAACUGGCGGAGCAACUGCCGAGAUAUAAAGAAGAGGCACUUCACUUUAAGUCUGAAGCUACAAAGCAGAAGAAGUUGGUCGACUCGUAUGAAAUUGACUACAACUCACUACUUGCCGACUACAACUACCUCGAGAAAUUGUAUCACCGUACACGCGAUCUGUUCCGACACAAAGUCUCUGAAGUAUUUAAAAUGCAGUCAGAACUUCGCGAAAUUCGAAUCAGACCAAGAGCACCAGAAGGAUGUCUCAAUUGUGGGUCACCAGGACACAGCUUCAAGUGUUGUAAAAAAGCAUAUAGCGAACGAUUUUGCCAAAUAUGCGCAAACCCAGAUUUUAGCACCGACGAAUGCCCAUGGCCACACGUCGCAGAUGGAAAGUUCGACGUACCGGAACAUCAACGCUGCAAAGUAUGCAAGAGACCAAAGAACUUGCCUGACGUCAACUGUGGUGAAUGCCGCAGAAGAGUUAUCGAGAUCAAAAUCGCGAAAAGAGACCAGCAGAUAAUAGAGCUCGUCAAACGCACGAUCGAGAAACCAACACUGCAGAACAAAAGAACAUCGCAAAAAGAAACAUGCAAAGUUGACGACGAAGCUUCUAAACCCAGAAGUCCAGUUACGCGAAAAACAUCUCCAGAACUGAUACCUUCAGAGAUCGCUGGAAAUGACUCACGGGAUCCCAGCAGAAUACUAGCACCAUUUGACUCCGAUGACAACAAUGCAGAUCUGUGGGAAACACUUUGUCAAGCCUAUAAGCUUGGCAUCAAGGACGAAGAAGAGUGAAAAUUGCGAAAAUUCGCAAGAGACAUUACCAGUACUUAGAGACAUUUUUAGUUUAAGCAAAUAUUGCUAAGUGCUGUGAAUAUUAUUACUUAUAAGUAUUAUUUUAGUUUUUUUGUUACUCAUAUUUUUUGCAAUGCUCGAAACGCGAAUUUUCAUACUCCACAAUAUUUUUUAGUUUUAUAUACAUCUUCGCGAUAUUCGAGCACAGUUUCACAAAAUCAUUGUAUCCUUAUAUUAGUUAUAGAUUUUCUUUAGCGCAAUACAAAAUACUCGCUCCUAGAAAACUACUCUAUUCUUCUACUACAAUUUUGUAUUACAUUACAACCAUUCGUUCGCAAUAAAAUCUAAUACCAUUUUGUAAUCGAUUAACGCAUUAUUCCCCAAAGAGAACGAACGUUAAUAAGCACUAUAAUUUCUCUUAUUUUCAA